This is a messenger RNA of Hibiscus syriacus, 2992 nucleotides long. RefSeq names its product histone-lysine N-methyltransferase SUVR5-like. Gene Ontology annotation, cellular component: nucleus. Bases 1 to 2589 code for a protein of 862 amino acids. Gene Ontology annotation, molecular function: histone methyltransferase activity; zinc ion binding; protein binding. The record is from RefSeq and is a predicted model, not a curated record. The transcript is spliced from 10 exons. NCBI's taxonomy places the organism in Eukaryota, Viridiplantae, Streptophyta, Magnoliopsida, Malvales, Malvaceae.
AUGACCAUAUCUAAGCCAGUGUCAAUAAUUGAGCCUGAUGUCGCGCAGAGAAAAAAUAGUUUAAUCGAGAAGCCGGAACAUUCUGGUAAAGAUCAUAAUGGCACAGAAUUGCUGCAUUGCAUAGGCUUAUACUCUCAUAGUGGUUUUGAUCCUUGUCAUGAAAGUCCUAAGAGGCAUUCAUUAUACUGUGAUAAACACCUUCCAAGCUGGCUCAAGCGUGCAAGAAAUGGUAAGAGUAGGAUAGUAUCCAGAGAAGUGUUUGUAGAUCUUUUGAAGGACUGCUAUUCACUUGAGCAGAAAUUGCAUUUACAUCAAGCAUGCGAACUUUUCUACAAGCUCUUCAGAAGUAUUUUAUCUCUAAGAAACCCAGUUCCUGUGAAACUCCAACUUCAGUGGGCCCUUUCUGAAGCUUCAAAAGAUUUUAGUGUUGGGGAAUUUUUAAUGAAGUUGGUUUACAGUGAAAAGGAGAGACUCCAAAGUUUAUGGGGCUUCACUGACAACAAAUGUACACCUUCGUCCUCUUUUGUGGAAGAACUUGUUCCCUUGCCAUUGUCCAUCAAUGACGGUUUUGAAGAUGACAAGACUAUUAAGUGCAAAAUGUGCUCAGUGGAAUUUCUUGAUGACCAGCAGCUCGGAACCCACUGGAUGGUGAACCAUAAAAAGGAAGGACAAAGGUUGUUUAGAGGUUAUGCUUGUGCAAUCUGCCUGGAUUCAUUUACUAACACGGAGGUUUUAGAAUCCCAUGUCCAGGAAAGACACCAUGUGCAAUUUGUUGAACAGUGCAUGCUUCUCCGAUGCAUUUCCUGUGGCAGCCAUUUUGGCAAUACUGAGGAAUUAUGGCCGCAUGUGCUGUCAGCUCAUCCUGUUGGUUUUAGACAGUCAAAGACUGCUCAACAGCAUAUUCUAUCAGCAGGUGAGGAAUCACCGCUGAAAGUUGAGCUCGUUAAUUCAGCUUCUUCGGAGAAUAAUUCAAAGAAUGUAGGCAGUUUUCAAAAGUUUAUUUGCAGGUUUUGUGGCAUGAAAUUUGAUUUGCUGCCUGAUCUUGGCCGCCGCCACCAGGCUGCUCACAUGGGACCAAGUUUAUCUAGCUCUCGUCUUCCAAAGAGAGGGGUUCGUUAUUAUGCUUAUAAACUAAAAUCUGGGAGACUAAGCCAUCCUAGAUUUAAGAAAGGUCUGGGAGCAGUGUCAUAUAGGAUCAGGAAUAGGGCAACUGCACAUAUGAAAAAACGCCUCCAGGCGUCAAAGUUGAUUGACCCUGACAUCAUUAGUUCAGAGCCUCAUAAAUUAUUCUCCAAUAUUCAUAAAGCAAAACCGCGACCUAAUAACUUAGACAUUCUGUCUAUUGCUCGCUCUUCUUGUUGCAAAGUGAGCCUCAAGGCCUCAUUGGAGGAGAAGUAUGGCAUGUUACCAGAACGUGUGUACCUUAAGGCAGCUAAGCUUUGCAGUGAGCAUAACAUUCACGUCGAGUGGCACCAAGAGGAAUUUACAUGCAUAAAUGGAUGUAAGUCUGUCAAGGACCCAGAGGUUCUGUCCCCAUCAGUUCCUCUACCUAAUGGUUUUGGAGGUCGCCUGUCAGCAGAUUCCCUGGAUAAUGUAGACGAAGAAUUGGAAAUGGAUGAGUGUCACAAUAUCAUUGGUUCACAAAAUUUUAAACAGUGUCCCAUGCAGAAGGCCAGUGUCUUGUGUGAUGAUUUAAGCUUUGGAAAAGAAUCAGUUCCAGUAGCUUGUGUAGUGGAGGAAGGUCUUUUGGAUUCCCUUUACAUCUCUGGGGACAGUUCAAAAGGUCAAAAUGCUAAAUCCUCCAUGCCUUGGGAGAACUUUAUUUAUGUUACGAAAUCUUUGUUUGAUCAGUCCCUUGAUCUUGAUGUUGAGAGUUUGCAACUUGGGUGCACUUGUUCCAAUUCAACAUGCUGUCCUGAGACAUGUGAUCAUGUGUAUCUCUUCGAUAAUGAUUAUGAAGAUGCAAGAGACAUAUAUGGGAAACCCAUGCGUGGCAGAUUUCCUUAUGAUGACAAAGGUCGAAUUAUCUUGGAGGAGGGCUACCUUGUCUAUGAAUGCAACCACAAGUGUAGCUGCAGUAGAGCAUGCCCAAAUAGGGUUUUGCAAAAAGGAGUACAAGCAAAACUGGAAGUCUUCAAAACAGAGAAUAAGGGAUGGGGAGUCAGGGCUGUUGAACCAAUUCUGAGUGGCACAUUUGUCUGUGAGUACAUUGGGGAGAUCUUAAGCGAGAAAGAGGCAAACAAUAGGCUUACCAGGUAUGAUAGAGACAGUUGCAACUACUUGCUUAACGUUGAUUCUCACAUCAAUGAUAUGAGCCGAUGGAUUGAAGGACAAGCAGGAUAUGUUAUUGAUGCGUCCAAAUAUGGAAAUGUUUCCAGGUUCAUCAAUCAUAGGUGCUCACCAAAUCUUGUGAAUCAUCAAGUUCUUGUGGACAGCAUGGAUUGUAAUCAAGCUCACAUUGGUCUCUUUGCUAGUCAAGAUAUAUCUAUAGGCGAAGAGCUGACUUUUGACUAUCGAUAUGAACUGCUGCCGGGACAAGGAUAUCCAUGUCAAUAUGGAGCUUCUACAUGUCGGGGCCGCCUUUACUGAAUCCUCAUGGAAAUGGAGUUCUGCAGUGUCCAUAUGUGAACAUGCAACUUGCUGCAUGGAAUUUUCGACCAAGCCAGAUUGUACCUAUGGUAGUUCUUUCAAACGGAAUGGAAGAAAGCAGUGUAUUUGGUGGAUCUCUUUUUUAAACUCUUCCCUGUCCCUCAAUUCUUCUUUCUUUAGUAGCGUAGUCCACUUUCUAGUGGAGUUUGCUGUCGAAAAUUUCCUUCCUUUUGGUUCCCGUUGGAGUUCUUAGGUUUGAUAGCUUAGACCAGGAAUGUUAGACAGCUUUUGUGAUGCAUGAGGUGCCUGGGCCUUCUAUGUGACAUUCUCUGUAGUUUGCUUUCCAUUGUAUAAAGUUUGAGCAUUCUUAUCGUGCCUUGGCAUAUAUUCAGUUGGAAAAGUA